AUGCCUCUCGAUCGUGCAGAUGCAUCGCUGAGAUCUGCGGUUGCGCACCAAAAAGGAGAGGCAGUAGACUUGAGCGCCUCAUUUAGUGGUAAGUCCCAGACCGUCAGAGGGGAUGUGGGUGGAAAUCGUCCGCGCGGUGCCUGGUUUGCGCGUUGGCGUAUGGCGCUGGAAGCAUCGCUCCGCCACGGUGAGUACGACGGGUUCGAUUGCCCUGCGGUGCUGGUGCUCGUGGCAUCGUCAUCUGAACCUGCUGGUGUCGCAGCAGCACUUGAGGAGCUUGGCUCACCGCAUCAUCUCGCUUCAGGCCUGACCGAUGGACACUUCGACGAGAGGGCAACACCGCGCCAUGUCCUGGUUCUCCAUGACGUGAUUGAAGGAUUGGGUGAUGCGCGAGCCGCGCUGAGCGCAGCUCGCGCAUCGCUCCCAUCCAUCGUCGGAGGCGCUCCGACCAUCGCCCGACUUCUAAAUAUCAAUUCCCUUGCACCGGGUGCGACACCGAUUGACGUGUGCUACCCGCGCCGAUCCGUGCGGGACCCUUCCCCGUCGGUGCGAUUUCCAUGUCUUGACGCAGCGGAUACGGCAGAGCUGCGUCGCUUUACCUCUGAACUUGUGCAUGGGGGCGUCGUACCUGCCAUCGAGCGGCGUGUCGCCAGCCUGUUCGCCAACGUAAACUCUUCGCGAAAGGGUGUGCGCAACGUUUUAAAAUCCUGGCUGCGGCGCCCUCGCGAAGCUGCGUCCGCUCUUUCUGGUUCUGGCACUACUGGCGCAGUUGAGACUGGCGACGGCAUCGUCACCGGAGUCAGGUACCGCUUUGACACAAUUGAAGCCCAGAUACGACUUCUCGCUGACACCACUUUCUCUAUGCGCGACUAUGAGACUGCUCUCUCCAUGUACCGCCUGGCGCGCGACGAUUUCAAGAGCGCGGUCACUGUGUCAGGCAGGCCUUUGACCGCAGUCGUGUCCAUGUUCAAAUGCGCGUCUGGUGAUGCGAAGGUGCUUUGGCGAGAUGCAAUCAGCGCGAUCGAUGCAGCGACUGCAGCACUGGUAGCAGCUGCCGAUGAGGCACGCACAGCCGAGGCGCGAAGUGAAAGUGGGGAUUAUCGGGCUGCAGGACGGCGGGCAACAGUGGCUGCGCGUAUGCUUACGCGUGCUGCACUUGUGGCUGCCGACUGUCGCAACGAUGAGGGCGAUGGUCUCGCACCACGUGCCAAGCGUCGUUCCAAGGGCGGUCGGUCAUGCGCUGAAGCUGCAGCUGAUGCGCUCGUUCACGCUGUUGAGUGCUAUGUCGCAAGCAAAGAGGCAUACGCGGCCAGCUAUGAUGCUUCAACCAGGCGUGAUCAGUCCGAGAGUGUGACUACGACCGCGCGUGUUAGGGGCUGGGCACGCAUCGAUGAGCACGUGGAGCAUGCGUUGGGCCGUCAGCUCGAGACCCUGGGCCACCACGCGCUUGCACUUCGGUGUACGUUGACACUGCUAGGUAGUGCGCGAGCCCCUGCAGAGCGCCAUGCACAGCUCCUUUCAGGAUUUAUCGCGGCCUGCGUAGCACGCCCUGACGCCCUUAAGCACGCCGCUGCAGCGCUCCGACGCGACCUGCCAAAGAUGGUCUUCUGUGGUGGUGGUGAGUCAUCAGAUCGGGUCAAUGCAGCGAUCGAAAGCUGGGACUGCGACCACGCUCGUAGUCCGGGAACACUCGAGAGCCUGAUAGUUGUCGGACUUCCGCUUCCUGUCAUUGUUCACGAUGCAGUCAUAGUCCGGACGACGGAUGAGAUUAUUGAGGGCGUUGGUGAGGGCGGACGCGGGCUAGGAGUUGCAUGGGCCCGGGACCUCCGAACUCGGUUGAAUAUUGAAAAACGCGCAGUGGAUAUGUUCGAGGCUCAAAGCCGCCAAAGUAUGCAACCUGGAGCCCAGCUCCGGGCUAGAUGCGUCGAUGCUCAGCUCGCCGCUGAGGCAGCUGCAGAGCGACGGGGGAUUUCCAUCUUCGAACUGGCAGAGUCUGGCUCUAGUGACGCUGGCCUGAAGACCCGCCUUCUCUUGGAUGAGCGCAGUGUGGAUUCACUCAAUGAUCCAGGUCAUCUCGAAGCCCGACGUGCAACUUGGCCGCGUUGGAUCGCACGUGGAGAAGCGAUUGAUAUAGACGUCCUAGCCCGAGUUGUUUUCCGCAAUGCGUUCGCAGUCCCUGUGGAGCUCUCUGAUGUUCACCUUGUCUGCACACUGGAGCAAGGCAUUGACUUUGCACGUAGAUCUUCCUCGCUCACUCAUAAUUCAGACGCCGCGCACCGUUCAUGGAGUUCAUCACAGAGUCGAACUACUCAAACGCAACCACAACAAGACUGCGACCCAUUCCUCGCCCAGCUCACAGCGGCUACAGACUCAUAUGAUGCGGACCCCAAAUCUAGCUCGCCUUACAUCGUGGAACAUGUCCAUGUGACCUUACCGCCCGGGGGGGGGGGGGGGGAACUCGGAGGUGCACUCGUCCGCCUCCGGUGUGGUGUUUCGGCGCUCAAUGGCACACUUCGCGUCGUGGGCGUCCGAUGGAAGCUAAGCGGUAAGAUCUGGGGUGCUGCGGCGUUCGUACGCCAGGGUCCACGCCUUCGGCGGACGCGCGAGGAGCGUGCCUCCGGCAUACGCGCCCCUGACGCAUCGCUUGCAGUCCAUGUUGUUGGUGAUCUACCGCGUGUAAUUGCACGUAUCCAUGGCUUUGGCGACAACGGUGCCCCACUGGCCUGGGAUACUCCUGGUGCCCCUCCGAGGCCCUCAAGCUUUGCUGCACUUCAUGGGGAGGUCAGACGAGGAAUCCUGGAACUUGCUAACAUCGGGCGCGCGCCUGCAUCAGACAUGCUUGUCCGUUGCAAUCUCCCAUGGAUAGCAGUCGGUGGGGAAAUAGGCGUCAAUUCGCCCAGGGGCGAUGUCUCUGUGACACACAGCGCCCUUGGCGCAUCAGGUCUUUCCUGGCGUGCCAUUGAUGUGCACGGUAAUCCAAUGGUCCUCGGGCGAGGCGAGUCUGCGUCACUCCCAGUUUUGUUUCGUGCACAGGGCGCUGGAGGCAAACACCAACUGCAAUUUCUUGUGCAGUCAUCCAUGUCGCGUGACCCACACGCAAUUGACCUGCCGCCCUUGAGCCGACGCGUGACGCUUUGCAUUGACAUCACCGUUCUCCCAUCUCUCACGUUAGAGACUAUCAAGGUCAUCCCCAAGUUUAAUCGCCCCAACGCACAUCAUUUAUCGAUGACGCUCGCCAACUACUAUUGCGCAGAUGGAGGCGUGUCCAGUGCUCUAGGACGGGCCCUUAGGGUGACCCACGUUCAUGCCCUCGGUGAUGGGACGUGGCAGCUCCACGAUGCUCUCAGCCCCCAUGGUCUGCUCGAGCCAGCUCACGACACUUCGCCGGAGCGAUGCCCUUCCAUGGACGGGCAGCCUACUCAUACCCAGGUACCCGUCUCUUCGGCACCUGUCGAUAUUCGAGUGGGCCGGCAGGAACAGCUUGCGCUCCAUUAUACUCUGCUAGCUCGUCGCACGACGUGCACAGCCUGGUCUGCUGGCUCUGAUAUCAACAUAGACCUCUUCAGGGUCGAACAUGCAGCAUCGCGAUUUGAGGAUGACCUUCUGCGCGCGCGUGAUGCACAGCUGAUUGAUAAUGCACGCGCGACUCCGAGAACAAUUCAAGCAAUCAGGAGGGAGGCGCGCUCAAAGGACAUCGAUAUGGAGCCAACGAGGACCCGAGAGGGCGAUGCUGUUGCGAAAGCAAAGGGAGGUGCUUCACGUUUGGCAUGCGCCGCUCUAGAGGCUGCAUUACCUCGGAGUGCCAUAGCGCUCGUUGUUGCGUGGGCUUCAAGUGAUGAAAAUACCAGCGAGUGCCACGUAGUCCCCCAGGUCUGCGGCCAGCACCAUGUCCUCAGUGUUCCGAUUGGUCAAACGUUGGCGUCGCGAGUCAAGGAGGUACCUGGGUGCACCUGGCCCUGCUGUCCCAUAUCCCUCGCGCUCGAUUUUGCCGUUGUCCAUGUUGAGGACAUUGGCAAUGGCCGUGCAACUGUGUCCGUCACUGCCAUCGUUGCGAAUACACUCAUGCUUGACGGAAUUGGCACGGACCUAGCGGUUGAAGUUUCGUGCAUAGACGACGAAUUUGGCGACGUCCACUGGUGCGGUCAGACGAAGAGUCGCUUUCCAAAGCUCACAGUUGGUGCAAGUCCUCGUGUCAUUUUGCUCAAGGCAUCUGUCGCCCGUGCUGGUGUCUUCGACCUAGGUGCACUAGUUGCUAUCAGGGCUGUCAUGUCGCCUGUUGAUCUAAGCUCCAAAUCGGAUACCACAAGAGUCGCACCGAGGAUCUGCGAUGCCCUAGCUGAAGGCCCUACAUUUAUCUUCAAGAACCAGUUCCUCUUAACAGUUGAAGACUCUUCUUCGCAAUAUUUUCCCGGCAGGGAUUAUCUUAGCGACACCAGGAAGCGGGAAUUGAUCCUCGGCUGUGACAAACUUGAGUCGAUGAGGAAAAUUCAGCGAUCCCAUAAUUUCGUUAGAUCCCGCGUGGGUUGGAAUGUCGUCAAUUUUGUCCCUUUUGAGUCCGUGGAACGUCACUACUUUCUCUCUUGUCAGCAGCAGAUAUGUUCUGAUAGCUGUCUACCUCUAACCCACCUCAAUACUAACCGAGAGAUGGAGAGAUUGAGCAAGCACCGAGGAACUUGGCAUUUUGUGAGGGCAGCGUUUCAGCGAGGGUAA
Aureococcus anophagefferens is the source of this 4710-nucleotide messenger RNA. RefSeq lists its product as hypothetical. Gene Ontology annotation, cellular component: cytoplasmic vesicle; phagophore assembly site; TRAPPIII protein complex. The coding region runs from base 1 to 4710 and encodes 1569 amino acids. Gene Ontology annotation, biological process: protein localization to phagophore assembly site; endoplasmic reticulum to Golgi vesicle-mediated transport. NCBI's taxonomy places the organism in Eukaryota, Pelagophyceae, Pelagomonadales, Pelagomonadaceae. The transcript has 10 exons. The record is from RefSeq and is a predicted model, not a curated record.